This is a messenger RNA of Ilex paraguariensis (yerba mate), 1782 nucleotides long. NCBI's taxonomy places the organism in Eukaryota, Viridiplantae, Streptophyta, Magnoliopsida, Aquifoliales, Aquifoliaceae. The record is from the annotation of a GenBank genome assembly.
CUCUCUUCUGCCUCUCUCUCUCUCUCUCUCUCUGCUUUUCCCUCAUUUUAUAUCAGCGAAGCAAAUUCACAAUCCCAAAACCCUUUUCGUCCCAAACCCUAAGUCGAAUCUCAUCUGUCGAAAUCAUUUUCCGCCUCUGUAUCCAUGGCGAUACUCUCCGAUUACGAAGAAGAAGAUCACAAGCCGAAGACUAGACCCUCAUCAUCGUCGGCGACAACUAAGCCAUUCAACGCUGUUUUUGACCCAUCGAACCCACUAAGGUUUCUCGAAACUGCCUUUGAGUUCGUGGCUCGCGAGAGCGAUCUGUUCAGGAGUGAGUCGGUGAUCAAGGAUGUGAAUGCGCUGGUUCGGUCAGUGAAGGAUAAAGUGGAGUCUGAGGAGAGUAGAAAGAAAGCAAAGGUUGAGAGCAGUGGCGAGGCUGAGAAGAAAGUAAAGGUGGAGCCUGCUGUGGGGACGUCGACGCCGGCGGCGGCGGUGAAGCAGGAAGGUAAGGGGGAGCCAAAGAAGGAGGAUUUGAAGAUGACUGACGCUAAGGAGGACGAGAAGAAUGGGCCUCGAGCUCCCAAUAAAGGCAAUGGCCUUGAUCUUGAGAAGUAUUCUUGGGUCCAGUCUUUGCCAGAGGUCACUAUUAAUGUCCCUGUACCUUCUGGAACAAAAUCGAGGUCUGUUGUGUGCGAAAUAAAGAAGAACCAUCUGAAAGUAGGUCUCAAGGGUCUGCCUCCAAUAAUUGAUGGUGAGCUCUAUAAACCUGUGAAACCUGAUGAUUGCUAUUGGAGUCUAGAGGACCAGAAAACUGUAUCUGUUCUCCUGACUAAGCAGGACCAGAUGGAAUGGUGGAAGUGUGCGGUGAAGGGAGAUCCUGAAGUUGAUACUCAGAAAGUUGAACCAGAGAACAGCAAGCUUUCUGAUCUGGACCCAGAAACCCGAUCAACUGUGGAAAAAAUGAUGUUUGACCAGCGACGGAAGUCCAUGGGCCUGCCAACUAGUGAUGAGAUGCAGAAACAAGAGAUGUUGAAGAAAUUCAUGGCUGAGCAUCCGGAGAUGGACUUUUCAAGGGCAAAGAUAAGCUGAUGGAUCCCGUUUUCUGCUGCUGUAGUAUAUGACAUUAUUGAAGAAAGUGCUGUCUUUUGGAUCAGUUUUUCUGGGCCGCCUUUGGUUGAACUUUUGUCCAUAUGAGCUCUUUGCAAUCUGUUUAUUGUAUGCUUUUGGUACUCUAUUAUCACCAUAACCUUAGUCAAUCAUAUGAUCUGUAGAAUUUCGGUAAUGUUCUGCAUUCACUUUGGUAUUAUUGAUUUUUAUGCUACUUGUUCAAAGCCAUUCUAUCUUUUGGUUUCUGGAUGUACUAUUGAGGGAAGCCAUAAAAAGCAUCUUGAGGGAGUAUCGUAGCUUCUCAAUGACACUGGCAUUCCCGACUACAUAGCACAGUUUUUUAGAGUCUUCUGAAGAAUAUGCCCAUGAAGAUGUAGGCCCAUGAUGAAUCGGACAAGGUGCUUUCUUGAAGGGAACAGGGAUGUGGGGGUGGAUGAGGAAAAACAAUCCAAUGGCGUAGAUUAUACUUGGUUUUCGUUUAAGGCUAUGAUAUGGGAACCCUUUUACAGUCUCUACAUGUUUAAGGAAUUGAAGGUUGCGGUAAAAUCACCAUAUGGGUAUAGAAGCUAGAGCAUGAGGUUGAAUGAGAAGGGAGGGUCUCUGAGAAUUGUAAUUUGGUUGGGAAGACGGUGAAAAAAGAAUACUAGGGAAAUGCUUUUCUUCCAGGUCUACUAUUUUGUUUUACAGUGUGUG